AUGUUUAGGAGCCAGGUUUGCAGACGCACAUUUGGUAGAUUGUUAGCUACCAAGCAACCAACAAUUGGUAGAUACACUGGUAAACCAAAUCCAGCUACAGGAAGAUACACGGUGUCGUUUAUCGAAGGUGACGGUGUGGGACCGGAGAUUUCCAAAUCCGUUAAGGAAAUUUUCAGUGCAGCCAAGGUUCCAGUGGAUUGGGAAGUGUGUGAGGUCAAGCCAUUGUUGGUUAAUGGUGUCACUACAAUCCCGGAGCCUGCAGUGAAAUCUAUCAACAAAAACCUAAUUGCGUUGAAGGGUCCGCUAGCCACGCCAAUUGGUAAAGGUCAUAGAUCGAUGAAUUUGACACUAAGAAAGACCUUUGGUCUUUUCGCGAAUGUUCGUCCAGCUAGGAGUGUAGAGGGCUUCAAAACUACUUAUAGCGAUGUUGACUUGGUUCUGAUCAGAGAAAAUACUGAAGGUGAAUAUGCAGGUAUUGAGCAUGUUAUCGUGCCAGGGGUUGUUCAAUCGAUUAAAUUGAUCACCAGGGAGGCCUCUGAGAGAGUCAUCAGAUAUGCUUAUGAAUAUUGUAGAGCUGUUGGUAGACCAAGACUGGUUGUUGUUCAUAAAUCUACCAUUCAGAGACUAGCUGAUGGUUUAUUUGUUACUGUGGCUAAGGAGAUGGCUUCUGAAUUCCCAGAUAUUAAAUUGGAGACCGAACUAAUCGAUAAUACAGUUUUGAAUGUUGUUUCAAACCCAGGUCAAUAUACUGAUGCUGUCUCAGUGUGUCCAAACUUAUACGGUGAUAUCUUAUCUGAUUUGAACUCUGGUCUGAGCGCAGGUUCUCUAGGUUUGACUCCAUCGGGUAAUAUUGGUCACAAAGUUUCUAUUUUUGAGGCGGUUCAUGGUUCUGCUCCAGAUAUUGCUGGUCAAAAUAAGGCAAACCCAACCGCUUUAUUAUUAUCUUCAGUUAUGAUGUUGAACCACAUGGGUUUAAAUGAAUACGCUGAUAGAAUUGAAAAAGCCGUUUUGUCUACUAUUGCCGCAGGUCCAGAAACUAGAACCGGUGAUUUAGCUGGUAGUGCAUCAACUUCCUCAUUCACGGCAGCUGUCAUUGGAAAACUAUGA
Zygotorulaspora mrakii is the source of this 1107-nucleotide messenger RNA. RefSeq names its product isocitrate dehydrogenase (NAD(+)) IDH2 (gene IDH2). NCBI's taxonomy places the organism in Eukaryota, Fungi, Ascomycota, Saccharomycetes, Saccharomycetales, Saccharomycetaceae. Gene Ontology annotation, biological process: isocitrate metabolic process; tricarboxylic acid cycle. The transcript has a single exon. Bases 1 to 1107 code for a protein of 368 amino acids. The record is from RefSeq and is a predicted model, not a curated record. Gene Ontology annotation, cellular component: mitochondrion. Gene Ontology annotation, molecular function: isocitrate dehydrogenase (NAD+) activity; magnesium ion binding; NAD binding.